ACGCCUUAUCUCUGGUCACCGUGGUUUUGUAUACACAACGUUCACGCGAUUGAUUGAUUUUGCAGAAAGUUUAAAAGUUUGUAUCAAAAAUCAAGUUGUUAUCAUGUCGUCAGAUUCGAAUAAAGUUAAGAAGAAACGCAGCAAAUCUAAGACAGCUGUAGGGGAUAAUUCGAAAGCUGGACAGAGUACUUCAACAGGCGCCUCGUACCAGGAGAAGUUAAAAUCUGUUUUGACUGGAGAAAAGGUGGACCUGAACACCAAAGAGUUCCUUGGGGCAAAGAUUUCAGCCAAAGCGUUCCAGCAGUUAACACCUCACGAGAUCCGAGAUUUAAAAACAGUGUUUGAUGCUUUUGCAGAUAGCGAUGGUAUGAUCAAAGCUGACGCGGUUAGGAACACUAUGAGAGCUCUUGGGUUCAAGCUGACGAAGCAACAGGCACGUGCAAUGGUAGCAGAUAUGGACCUGGAUAGAUCAGGGACCAUCGACUUCAGUGAAUUCCUAGAGUUUAUUAUUGAUAGACAGGGAACGGCGAGAGACGUAUUUGCCGAAAUACAGCAAGGCUUUCGAAUGUUUGAUUAUGAAGGAACAGGGAGGAUCACCUUGGAUAACUUAAAGAAAGCUUGCAAGGAGGCGGGGGUCAAAUUCACCGAGCAGGAAUUACGAGACAUGAUCGAAGAAGCAGAUCGGAACGGGGACAACGAGGUAGACCUCCAGGAGUUUACAAACGUCAUGCUGAAAACCAAUCUGUUUUAACUCGGUCUGGUGUAUAAGGAUGAUGGUAAUGUCAUGGUGGCCGAGCAGUCAGGUCCACUGGACUCAAUUCUGGUUCAAAGAGAGCUGCUCAAGCACAAAAAAAUACCAGAAUAAGGUUACCAGCCAUACUAGCUUGUUUACAUGUGCAAUUCUUGACUGAUAUCCUGCUAAUAUCUGCUAUUAAGCAGAAAACUGUCUGGGUCCACUUUCAAAGAGCUGCUGAAGCACAAAAAGUAGCUAAGCACAACAAAUCUAUGCUUACCAGGAUAAGUUUACC
Asterias rubens (European starfish) is the source of this 1028-nucleotide messenger RNA. RefSeq names its product caltractin-like. The transcript is spliced from 5 exons. Bases 104 to 751 code for a protein of 215 amino acids. Gene Ontology annotation, biological process: centriole replication; mitotic cell cycle. Gene Ontology annotation, molecular function: calcium ion binding. The record is from RefSeq and is a predicted model, not a curated record. Lineage: Eukaryota; Metazoa; Echinodermata; Asteroidea; Forcipulatida; Asteriidae. Gene Ontology annotation, cellular component: centrosome; centriole.